AUGCUUCUGGAGGGAAUUAUUAAAAUUUCAGAUUUUGGAUGGUCUACACAUGCUCCUAGUAAUAAAAGAACUACUGUAUGUGGAACAUUAGAUUAUUUACCUCCUGAAAUGGUUGAACAUUCUAUACAUGGAUAUCAUGCCGAUAUAUGGUGUUUGGGAAUUUUAACUUAUGAAUUUUGUGUAGGAUAUCCACCUUUCGAAGAUAAAAAUUAAAAGGUUACUUAUGAAAAAAUAAAGACUGUUAAUAUUAAUUAUCCAAGUUAUCUAUCUAAUGAAGCUAUAAAUUUUAUGUAGAAUUUAAUAAUAAAAAAUAUAGAUUAAAGAAUGAGCCUAGAUUAAGCUAUGAAACAUCCUUGGAUUGUAAAUAAUACUCAGUGA
Molecule: messenger RNA, 378 nt
Organism: Ichthyophthirius multifiliis
Lineage: Eukaryota; Ciliophora; Oligohymenophorea; Hymenostomatida
Product: protein kinase domain protein
Exons: 3
Biological process (GO): protein phosphorylation; regulation of cytokinesis; mitotic spindle organization
Cellular component (GO): chromosome passenger complex; spindle pole centrosome; spindle midzone
Molecular function (GO): protein kinase activity; ATP binding
Source: RefSeq, a predicted model, not a curated record